Eufriesea mexicana is the source of this 1479-nucleotide messenger RNA. Its product is annotated as sarcoplasmic reticulum histidine-rich calcium-binding protein. The record is from RefSeq and is a predicted model, not a curated record. Gene Ontology annotation, cellular component: extracellular matrix. The transcript has 6 exons. NCBI's taxonomy places the organism in Eukaryota, Metazoa, Arthropoda, Insecta, Hymenoptera, Apidae. Bases 1 to 1479 code for a protein of 492 amino acids.
AUGGACUCAAAGACUUUGUAUCUAACACUGGUGGCCGUAACGAUAUUUGCCAAGGCGAGCAGCGAAUUUACAUUCGAUUCGACUAGAGACUCUGAUAAAAGUAAAGUAAUGAGAACAGUUUGGAGAGAUAACGACGACAGCCCAGAUUAUAAAUUUAAUAAGGGAUAUUCAUCUGCAUACAACGACGAAGAUGAUCGUGUCCGGAAGGGUCUCGCACACGGGGACUGCGAACACGGUAAAAGAGCCGACGAUAAAUUUGAGAAAUCGAGGGAUAAAUUAGAAAAAGAAAAUGGCGGCGAUGAUAGGAAUAUGCAACGCGCGUCUGCGUCAGAACGGGAUGACCGAUCAAAUCGUACCGAAUCCGACGACGAUCACGAUGACAAACACCGAUACGACUAUCAUCAAAGCCACAAUUAUUCCCACUGCCAUCGAUUAAGGGACAAGGAUCACAACGGGAAUAAGAAAAACGGCAAGCACGGUGGAUUUCUUUGCAUUCGGAUCGUGCAUAACCGAAAGGAAGUGAAUAAUAAACGCGACCGCUGCGACUAUGGCGACUGCAAAUAUGGCGGGAAGCACUACGACGACGAAUUUAAAUACGGGUAUGGGGAUAACGAAAGAAAGCAUGACAAGCACCACGACGACGAAGGUAGCUACGAUGCGUACAGAAACCGUAAAGAGUAUAAUAGGGAGAGUUUUCUCGAUCACGAUCGCAACGAAGGUGUCGACGACCACGGGCCGUAUUAUCAUUACGAAUAUAUCCUAAGCGACGAUAACUUCCAUAAAGAUUAUCCUAGUUCCACGGAUUACCACCAUUAUCGACACCAAAACAGGCUGGAAAGUUGCAGUUCUCACCUGACCGCAUUUAAUACCACGAUGAGAGACACGAGGUUCAAGGUCGGUAUCGCCUUGACCAUCACGCUGGCUCUCGGCCAUCCAUCACGAGCCGGUCUGAUAUCCCUGGACGGAGAGGCUGUUGGCGAACACCAGGAUCCCUUGCAGCACGGUUCACUGGCCAGCUCGUACCUGCAGUUUCACGGGCCUGUCGAGGGGCCGGUGUACGAGGUGAAAGUACCGUACGCGGUGACUCACGAGGACAACUCGAACGACUUGCACGGGCAAGAGCAGCAGGAGCAAGGCUACGCGCUCGACUACGUGGCGCAUCCCAAGUACGAGUUCUCGUACGGCGUGGAGGAUCAUCGGACGGGCGAUUUCCACGGGCAGAAGGAGACGCGAGACGGAAGCAGCGUCUCCGGUCAGUACAGCGUGAAGGAACCAGGUGGUGGUGUUCGGGUAGUCAGCUACCACGCCGACAAGGAUGGAUUUCACGCCGUGGUGCACACUUCCGGCAAGAACGACCACUCGGCCGAUGUCUACGCUGGCCGAGGUCAGCUUCAGGUUCACGAUCAUCAGGCCGAGGCGCAACAGGAACAAGACGCCCACGAUUACGUCGCGUCGUAUUCCGACAACGAGGGAUAUUGA